AUGGAUGUGGGCGAACUGCUCAGCUACCAGCCCAACAGGGGCACAAAACGUCCCCGGGAUGAGGAAGAGGAAGAGCGGAACAGGCCCAGGAAACACGCUGGUCCUGGAGAACUUGGCCGCUUUCGGGAAGAGGGAACGAAGGUGGGAAGAGCGGCGGAGGAGGCCCCCAAAAGGCUGCUUCCGAUUAGGGACAGCGAGGGGGAGGGGGGAGAGGAGGAGGAGGAACCAUUGGAUGCAAGCUCCGUGAAGAAGAUGAUCCUCACCUUUGAAAAGAGAUCGUACAGAAACCAAGAGCUGCGCGUCAAGUUCCCAGACAGGCCCGAGAGGUUUAUGGAGUCCGAGCUGGACCUCGAUGACAUCAUUCAGGAGAUGCACGUGGUAGCCACCCGGCCAGACCUGUACCCCCUCCUCGUGGAGCUGGGCGCCGUUCGGUCUCUCCUCGGGCUGCUGGGACACGACAACACCGACGUGUCCAUAGCUGUGGUCCGUCUGCUGGAGGAGUUCACGGAUGUAGACGCCCUCCACGAGGGCGAAGAGGGAGCAGAAGUGCUCAUCGAGGCUCUGGCGGACGGACAAGUGGUGGCGCUGCUCGUGCAGAACCUGGGGCGCCUGCAGGAGUCGGUGAGCGAGGAGGCGCAGGGCGUGCACGACACCCUGGCUCUUGUGGAGAACAUGGCCGAGUUCCGGCCCCAGACGUGCGAGGAGGCGGCCCAGCAGGGCCUUCUGCGGUGGCUGCUGAAGAGGCUGAAGGCCAAGAUGCCGUUCGAUGCCAACAAGCUGUACUGCAGCGAAGUGCUGGCCAUCUUGCUGCAGGACAGUGACGCCAACAGGGCACUGCUUGGGGAGCUGGAAGGAAUCGACGUGCUUCUUCAGCAGGUGUCCGCCUUUAAAAGACGCAAUCCCCGCACUGCGGAGGAGCAGGAGAUGAUGGAGAACCUGUUUGACGCGCUCUGUUCCUGCCUGCUGCUCGGUUCCAAUCGGGAGCGCUUCCUGAAGGGCGAGGGUGUUCAGCUGAUGAAUCUCAUGCUCAGGGAAAAGCAGGUGGCCAGGAGCAGCGCCCUGAAGGUGCUGGACCAUGCCAUGCUGGGGCCCGAGGGCUCCGACACUUGCCGUAAGUUUGUGGACAUUCUGGGCUUGCGAACCAUCUUUCCUCUCUUCAUGAAGUCUCCCAAGAAGAUCAAGAAGGCGGGGAGCACUGAGAAGGAGCACGAAGAGCACGUCUGCUCCAUCCUGGCCUCCCUCCUGCGGAACCUGAGAGGGCAGCGGCGAACCCGGCUGCUCAGGAAAUUCACUGAACGCGGCAGCGAGAAGGUUGACAGACUGAUGGAGCUGCAUUUUAAGUAUCUGGAGGCCGUGCAGGUGGCCGACGAGAAGAUGGAAGGGGCGAAGCACCACAGGCUCCUGCGAGGGGAAAUGCCAGACAGCGACUCAGACGAGGAGUUCUACCUCCGGCGCUUGGACGCGGGGCUCUUUGUCCUGCAGCACAUCUGCUACAUCCUGGCGGAGAUCUGCAAUGCCAAGGACCCCCAGAUCCGGCAGAGGGUUCACCAGAUCUUAAACAUGAGACGGAGCUCCAUCGACACGGUCAGGCACAUCGUCGAGGAGUACGCGGAGAGCCUCGGGGACGGCCGGAGCCCGGAGUUCCGCGAGAGCGAGCAGAGGCGCAUCCUGGGCCUGCUGGUCAACCUCUAG
Messenger RNA from Eptesicus fuscus (big brown bat), 1692 nucleotides. RefSeq names its product beta-catenin-like protein 1. Lineage: Eukaryota; Metazoa; Chordata; Mammalia; Chiroptera; Vespertilionidae. Gene Ontology annotation, cellular component: spliceosomal complex. The record is from RefSeq and is a predicted model, not a curated record. The transcript has a single exon. The coding region runs from base 1 to 1692 and encodes 563 amino acids.